Messenger RNA from Oreochromis aureus, 921 nucleotides. Its product is annotated as GATA zinc finger domain-containing protein 14-like. Lineage: Eukaryota; Metazoa; Chordata; Actinopteri; Cichliformes; Cichlidae. The record is from RefSeq and is a predicted model, not a curated record. The annotation marks the transcript as partial. The transcript has 2 exons.
CACAACAGCUGCCCCAACAACAACUACAGCUGCCCCAACAACAACCACAACAACUGCCCCAACAACAACAACCACAACAGCUGCCCCAACAACAACAACCACAACAGCUGCCCCAACAACAACAACCACAACUGCUGCACCAACAACUACAACUGCAACCCCAACAACAACCACAACAACUGCAGCCCCAACAACAACAACCACAACAGCUGCUCCAACAACAACUACAACAACUGCCCCCACAACAACAACUACAGCUGCCCCAACAACAACAACCACAACAGCUGCCCCAACAACAACUACAGCUGCCCCAACAACAACAACCACAACAGCUGCCCCAACAACAACUACAGCUGCCCCAACAACAACCACAACAGCUGCCCCAACAACAACUACAGCUGCCCCAACAACAACCGCAACAACCACAACAGCUGCCCCAACAACAACUACAGCUGCCCCAACAACAACCGCAACAACAACAACUACAGCUGCCCAAACAACAACCACAACAACUGCCCCAACAACGACCACAACAACUGCCCCCACAACAACAACCACAACAGCUGCCCCAACAACAACUACAGCUGCCCCAACAACAACCACAACAGCUGCCCCAACAACAACUACAGCUGCCCCAACAACAACCGCAACAACCACAACAGCUGCCCCAACAACAACUACAACUGCCCCCACAACAACAACUACAGCUGCCCCCACAACAACAACCACAACAGCUGCCCCAACAACUACAGCUGCCCCAACAACAACAACCACAACAGCUGCCCCAACAACAACUACAGCUGCCUCAACAACAACCACAACAGCUGCCCCAACAACAACUACAGCUGCCCCAACAACAACCGCAACAACCACAACAGCUGCCCCAACAACAACUACAAUAACUGCCCCCACAACAACAAC